Molecule: messenger RNA, 2463 nt
Organism: Cavenderia fasciculata
Lineage: Eukaryota; Evosea; Eumycetozoa; Acytosteliales; Cavenderiaceae
Exons: 11
Coding region: 1-2463 (820 amino acids)
Source: RefSeq, a predicted model, not a curated record
AUGAUGAAAGAGAUUAUUGUUAUUUGUAUUUUAGCUAGUUUAUUGAUUGUUGGUUCGAGUGCUCAAUCAACAUGUAAUGGAGAUACCUAUCUUUUUUCAUGUGCAGAAGAGGGUGACCUGUGUUUCCAAAAUGGUAGCAUUAGAUGUGGUUACGGAUAUGGAUGUCUUCCAAACCCAAUAAUCCCUCAGUUUUCUGUUUUGGCUGAAUUAGAUGGUGGAUCUUCUUAUGAGCCAUACCCAGCUGAGGCAAGUAUCAACAACUACAAUAAUGUUAUGUUAUAUCAUCAUUGUCUUAUUUGUAUUAAAUUAGGUGCAAUUGGAUCACCAUGUUUCGAUACUGCUCAAUGUAUGGCUGGUCUUCAUUGUUACGACUCUAACAAUAAUGGAACAUGUCAACAACUCUCAUUUGCUCAAUUGGGUGAAGACUGCAGAUUGGAUCAAGAAUGUUACUCAUAUUUAAAGUGUGAUCCAUUCGAAAGGGAAUGUGCUCCCGAUAUCCACUCUGAUUAUCAAUGUGUAAGCAAUAUUCAAUGUUCAUAUGGGUUCCAAUGUAACACUACCUCUCAUCGUUGUGUCCCAAGAUCAUCAUUGGGUCAAGUAUGUGAACGAUCUGAAGAUGGAUUUUCCUACAUGUAUUGUCAAGAAGACCUUGUUUGUAAUGGCGACUCUGAAGGUAAAUAUACUUGUGUCACUCCGUUCUCUGUUGCCAUUGGAAAGGGUUGUAUUCGUGACUAUGAAGACCUAUAUGGUGAAAAUGGUUUCUACAUUUCACCAUGUCAAGCUGGAUCCAAUUGUUAUUUGGAUGUAUGUACCGCUCUCAAUAUUACUGCUGCAUCGGUCAAUUGCUCCGCCGAUAUCAACCUUUGCUCCGCCUUUGAAUCAUGUCAAUGCAACAAUGCCACCUAUUUCGAAGGUGCCACUGGACAAUGUGUCUCUACAUUUGUCACCAACACUGACACUAUCAACAAGUGCGUUGAAUACACAACCGAGCUUUUAAGCUGUCUCAAGGACAAUGAGUGUACUGGGUACGCUCAAUCUAUAGAACUAGAAGAGGAUUUGUUAGUUCCAAACUCUUGCGGUUACAGACACUGUCACAGUGAAAUCUGUAACAUUCAAGCUGAAUGUAUCUCUCAACCUCCAAGUCCCGCUCCAACCUGCGGUGCAGUUGAUUUGGAUGAACUAAUGUAUUGUCAAGAUUUUAGUUCUGCCAGUACUCUUUCUUUUACAACUGCUUCCAUCUUAUUUGCCGUUGCUACAAUCGGUCAAAUUGCCGCCCAAUCAUGCAUUUCUAAUAUUUACUACCCAUAUCAAUGCGUAGAACAAGGCAAAGAAUGCAAUCAAAACAACACUUGUACUUAUGGUUUUGGAUGUAUUCAAAAUCCAUUCUACCCAAAUAACAAUGUUGACUCUAUUUUAGCCGACAUUGGUGGUUCCUCAUUUGAACCAAUUCCAGAAAGAACUUGCCAAUAUUUAGGUAGAAUUGGAGACUCAUGCGAUGAUGAUUACGCUCCCUGUUUGGAAGGUUUGUCCUGUUACAACUCUAUCAGUGGCAGUCGUAACCAAACCUGUCAAAUCUUGAAUGUUGUCCAAUUAGGUUUUGAUUGUUCAUUCGAUGGAGAAUGUAUGAGUUACCUUACUUGUGAUCCAUUCAGUGGAAAGUGUAUUGCCGAUCUUUCAAACGGCCAAGUUUUGGAUGGACAACAAUGCUCAGAGACAACUCACUGCGCCUACGGAUUCCAAUGCAAUUAUGACGAUUCCCUUUGCGUUGCCAGAGCUACCCUUGGUCAACAAUGUGGUAACGGUAUUGAAGACAAGGACUACACUGUCGUCUGUAUGGAAGACACUCUUUGCUCGGCCAACGCCACUGGUUACACUCACUGUGUUGCUCCAUUCUCUCUCGGACUCUAUUCCUCCUGCUCAGAGAAUACCCAAAACCUCUAUGGUUAUGACGGUAUUUACAUUUCACCAUGUCAAGCUGGUUUGGUCUGUUACGACGGUCUUUGCAGCACUCUCAACAACACUGCUGCCAGCGUCAACUGCUCUGCUGAAUACUGUGUCGAACCAACUGAAACCUGUCUUUGCGCCAACGGUACAAACUCUGAAGGUGCCGCCGGUCGUUGUGUCUCUCAAUAUAUCACCGACUCUGGCGCCCAAACCGAGUGUGUCCAACUCACCACCGAGCUCCUUGCCUGUGCCGCCGACAACCUUUGCGACGACUAUGACUUUUACGUUAGAGAUCAAUUGGGUAAUGGUUUCUUGCCAGGUUCCUGUCUCCACGAGCACUGCAGUAGCGAAAUUUGCAAGAUCACUGAAAAGUGUACCAUGGUCAAUCCAGUCGCUGGUCCAUCAUGCAUUGACAAGUCACUCGACGAAAUUGGUUUCUGUGCUGAAUUCUCAUCUGCCAACACCCUCGCUGUCUCUGCUUCCCUCAUCUUUUUGAUUGUUGCUGCCCUCCUCUUCUAA